This is a messenger RNA of Trichoderma atroviride IMI 206040, 1081 nucleotides long. RefSeq lists its product as uncharacterized. Lineage: Eukaryota; Fungi; Ascomycota; Sordariomycetes; Hypocreales; Hypocreaceae. The record is from RefSeq and is a predicted model, not a curated record.
UACCCGUCUCGUGUGCUCAUUAGCAGCUCUGCCUCUGUUUCCAGGAUUCACAAUGAAGUUUUCUUUCGCUUCGCUCCUUGCUUGCGCGGGCCUCGCAACAGCCCUGCCUUCGUCUGUAAUUUCUUCGACCGAGCUUUCUGCCCCCGAGGGCGUCAACAUCGAGAGUCGCUCAACGAAUGGAAAUGUUACCGACAAGGGCAUUGCCCGAUUCGAUAACGGCAACAUCUGGGACGGCCAGGGCAAUGGAACGGAUUCUUACAAGCUCUACCUCGGCAACGGAACAACCGCUGCGGGGUGGCCGUCUAUCGAGUCUUGGGUCUCGUUUGGAAACAUGUUCGAGAACUACAAACUCACAAUACAGUGGGCUUGCCAAAACCUGAAUUGGCGUCUUCCCAACAAUAAUGAUGACGAAAUUGAAGCCAUCUACAAUGGUAUCCAGCUGGCUGCCAAUGCGACAGGCGUCGACCAUCGAUUCAUCUUGGCUGUCAUCAUGCAAGAAUCACAUGGAUGCCCGCGAGUCAAUACCACCAACCUGGGCGUUCGCAAUCCCGGUCUCAUGCAGAACCAUAACGGAGAUGCCUCGUGCAACGACAACAAGAAGCUCACAACACCUUGCCCGACGUCAACGAUCCAUAAGAUGAUCAUGGAAGGCACCGCUGGCACCUCGUCUGGUGCUGGUCUGUCCCACUGCAUCAACGAAUCUGGCCGAAGCGAUGUUUCUGAUUACUACCGCGCUGCUCGCAUCUACAACUCUGGCUCCCUCUCCAAGACCGGUGACUUGCAGAGUAACAUUGCUACUCACUGCUACGCCAGCGAUAUUGCAAACCGCCUCACUGGCUGGGUUUACGCAAAGUCAACAUGCACAUGCGAUACCGACCCCAAGAGCUGCAACGUAUCAAAGAAUUAGCCUGGCACAUUGAAAUGAUGUGUGGCCUUGAUAGAUCCCAGCGCUGGCGUAUAAAAUGUUUUGUCUAAUGAAUUUACCAGCGCGUCGUUUAAUUUUGUAUAUAGAAACGACGCGCAAGCUGUACAUAUAGUAUUAUGAUAUCCCCAUUAUAGAAUAGAGUAAUUUGGCUUGGAA